AGCGAGGGGAGCGACGAGGGGAGGGAGGCGAGAGGGGCGUGCGGAGGCGGCGCGGCGGGCGCGGAUCCGGACGGCGGCGGGUCGGCGGCGGCGGCGGCGGCGGCGGCGGCGGCAGAGGCGGCGGAGGAGCGAGAGAGUUUUGUGAUGCGGAAUUUGGACACGGGCGAGGCAGUGGUGCUGGACGUCCCGCGCGGGCGGGCCGAGGAGGAGGAGGGGCGCGAGAGGGCGUCGGCGGCGCUCUCGUCGCUGAUCACAAACAGCGGCGAGUGGGAGGCCAUCAAGCGAGAGGCGCGAGGCGUGCUCGAGAAGCUCGCGUCGGCGAAGACGCUCUCCUUCCGCUCGUACCAGCUCUGCGUGUGGCAGGAGAGGUGGGUCUACGCGGCGGACGACGCGCUCUGCUACCAGCACCUCAACAGCGAAGUCGAGCCGAUCGGCGCCGCCAAGCGGAUCCCGUACUCGAGCGUCGAGUUCGUGGGCCCUUUUGACGAGACGCAGUUCGUGAUCAAGUGCGCGGGCAGGGCCUUCACCUUCCUCUGCGAGACGGAGGGCGAUGGAGAUGAGGGGGGUAGGGGGGUAUCGGUCGAGAUGGACGCGACGCCCUAGACGAUGUUCGAUGUGUCCUCGGCUCUUGGGCUCGAGGUGAAUAUGUCCGUCGACUCUCGUACGUGCGUUGUCGUAUUGCGUUAUAUUGGUUUACUCGUCUUGGCGUGAGAUCGCUCGCUAUAC
This is a messenger RNA of Emiliania huxleyi CCMP1516, 726 nucleotides long. RefSeq lists its product as hypothetical. NCBI's taxonomy places the organism in Eukaryota, Haptophyta, Isochrysidales, Noelaerhabdaceae. The record is from RefSeq and is a predicted model, not a curated record. The transcript is spliced from 9 exons. The annotation marks the transcript as partial.